Labrus bergylta (ballan wrasse) is the source of this 2045-nucleotide messenger RNA. It is a transcript of the gene gtpbp10, whose product is annotated as GTP-binding protein 10 (putative). NCBI's taxonomy places the organism in Eukaryota, Metazoa, Chordata, Actinopteri, Labriformes, Labridae. Gene Ontology annotation, cellular component: mitochondrion. Gene Ontology annotation, molecular function: magnesium ion binding; GTP binding; GTPase activity. The record is from RefSeq and is a predicted model, not a curated record.
CAAACACAUGCUGCCUAGCUGUUAGCUCAGUGAACAACGUUAAGAGUGGCAAUAAAACGCCGCUAAAGAUGGUCCAAUUAAGUAGAAUCUGCUUUCGGAAGUCAAAACAUCAACAUCAUCUUACCAGACUGAUGUGAUCUCGUUUAAAGAUGUGACAAUUUGAUACGUCUGUGUCCAUCUGUGACUGAAGAGACCUUACAUGUGAUCAUAACACUAUGCAAACUUUGUGGAUAACCUGCGUCUGUACGUCCAUGGAGGCUCUGGCGGAAUGGGUUUACCCCGACUUGGUGGACAGGGAGGGAAUGGGGGAGAUGUUUGGGUGGUGGCUUCAAAGACUACUACCUUGAAGAAGGUCAAGGAUAAGUACCCCCAGAAACGAUUUGUAGGUGGAACUGGAUCUAACAGCAGUGUUCGAGCACUGAAAGGAGCGAAGGGGACGGACAAGGAGAUCAAUGCCCCUGUUGGUAUCACCGUCACCACAGACGAUGGCAAAAUAAUUGGUGAACUGAAUGCUGAUGGUGAACGUCUCGUGGUUGCGAAAGGAGGACGUGGAGGCACCUUUCACUCUGCAUUUGAGCCCAGUAAGGGUCAGGCCAAACACAUAAGGCUGGAUCUCAAACUUAUCGCAGACCUGGGCCUUGUUGGGUUCCCAAACGCAGGGAAGUCGUCUCUCCUGACAGCCAUGUCUAACGCCACUCCUCAGAUUGCAAACUAUGCUUUCACGACUUUGAAGCCUGAGAUCGGCAAACUGAUGUAUAAAGAUUACAAGCAGAUUUCUGUUGCUGAUCUUCCUGGCCUGAUUGAAGGAGCUCAUAUAAACAAAGGCAUGGGCCACAAGUUCCUAAAACACGUGGAGAGGACUAAGCAGCUUCUCUUUGUGGUUGAUGUUUCUGGUUUCCAGCUGGCGAGUAAAACACCGUUUAGGUCGGCCUUUGAAGCCGUUCAACUUCUCACCAAGGAGUUGGAGUUGUUCAAAGAGGAGCUUGUAUCGAAGCCUGCUUUACUGGUGGUGAAUAAGAUGGACCUGCCUGAUGCUGAAGACAGACUAGUAGAGCUGAGGGAGCAGCUGAAGAACCCAGAAGAGUUUUCUGAUCUGUUACCUGACGACAUGAAACCAAAGAACUAUCUGAGUUUCAGACAUGUGGUUCCUGUCUCAGCCCUCACUGGGUUUGGUAUCGAACAUUUGAAGAGUUGCAUCAGAGAAUCACUUGAUGAAGCUGCAGAAACGGAUUCUAAAGCCAUCCAUCAAGAAAGACUGAAGGCACUGAUGUCCAACUCACACAAGCUUUUGUGAAAGUCACGGACAACUUACUACAACUUCCUGUGGGACCUGCAGUGUAAGAGUGACGGAUGGGUUUUAUUCUGUGUGCCAUAAAAAUGACUGAUAGGUUGGACUGAAAUGGCGAAUAAACUCAGAUGAAACACACAACUGUGCCAUGCAGACCUGUUAGCAGCGGCAAUAAAGGGACUUUUUUGUUACUGACUGUCAUAGCCUCAACAUAAAAUGUUAUGAGUCUUCCUUAAAAAAAGUUUUAUUGACUCAAAAUAAGAAUGUUUGUAUCUGCAGAGACCUUCUGCCUGUAUUUACGUCCUCAUUCAGUGUGCAGGACAUUUCACGACAAACAAUGAUGGGCAGUGGGUGUGUAGCCCCCAGCAUAUGACCACAUGCAGGAAGUGAGGAGGGGACUGUCAAAACAAAGCAACCAGAUGUCAGAUCAUUAGAACAGAUGAAAAAGGAGCGGGUGUCACUGAGCCGGGGAAGAGGGCCAAUCUUUGAAUGUUGCUUUAAAAAAACUACAACCUGAAAAACCUGCUUGUUCUACAUAAUUCUGCAUCAUUCUGAAUAUGCUACUUUGUAGAACUGAUUGUAGUCUUCUUAGGCUAACGUGGUUAGAUAUCACUGAGUGGCUGAUGGUGGAAACACUGGACUUUAAAAUGACAUGAACAAAGACACCAUAUGCAUAUUAAGAUCUGGCUAAAAUCUGUAACACUAAAUGAAAACAAUGAUGUCUCAGUGUGUGUUGCUCAUAAACCAUAUUCAAAUA